Molecule: messenger RNA, 1640 nt
Organism: Tupaia belangeri chinensis (Chinese tree shrew)
Lineage: Eukaryota; Metazoa; Chordata; Mammalia; Scandentia; Tupaiidae
Product: survival of motor neuron protein
Exons: 9
Coding region: 190-867 (225 amino acids)
Biological process (GO): mRNA processing
Cellular component (GO): cytoplasm; nucleus
Molecular function (GO): RNA binding
Source: RefSeq, a predicted model, not a curated record
GCGAGCCGCGGCGGCGGCGUCCAGGAGCAGGAGGACUCAGUGCUUUUCCGUCGUGGCACAGGCCAGAGUGAUGAUUCCGAUAUUUGGGACGAUACAGCAUUGAUAAAAGCUUAUGAUAAAGCUGUGGCUUCAUUUAAGCAUGCUCUAAAGAAUGGUGACAUUUGUGAAACGUCAGAUAAACCAAAAGGCAUGCCUAAAAGAAAACCUGCUAAGAAGAAUAAAUGCCAGAAGAAGAAUACCACAACUCCCUUGAAAAAGUGGAAAGUUGGUGACAAAUGUUCUGCUGUUUGGUCAGAAGAUGGCUGCAUUUACCCAGCUACCAUUGCUUCAAUUGAUUUUAAAAGAGAAACCUGUGUUGUAGUUUAUACCGGAUAUGGAAAUAAAGAGGAACAAAAUCUGUCUGAUCUACUCUCACCAGUCUCUGAAGUAGUUAAUAAUAUACAGCAGAAUGCUCAAGAGAAUGAAAAUGAAAGUCAAGUUUCAACAGAUGAAAGUGAGAACUCCUCCACAUCUCCUGGAAACAAACCAAGUAACACCAAGUCAAAAGCUACUCCAUGGAAUUCUUUUCUCCCUCCACCACCCCCUAUGCCAGGGUCAGGACUGGGACCAGGAAAGCCAGGUCUAAAAUUCAGUGGUCCACCACCACCACCUCCUCCUCCUCCCAACUUCCUGUCAUGUUGGCUGCCUCCAUUUCCUUCUGGACCACCAAUAAUUCCCCCACCACCUCCCAUAUGUCCAGAUUCCCUUGAUGAUUCCGAUGCUUUGGGAAGUAUGUUAAUAUCUUGGUACAUGAGUGGCUAUCAUACUGGCUAUUAUAUGGGUUUCAAACAAAAUCAAAAAGAAGGAAGGUGUUCACAUUUCAGUUAAGGAGUAAGUCUGCCUUCACUAUGAAAUUGAAUCUCAUUUUUGUAUAAAUUUUAUGAUUUGUGGAGAACAGAUGUUUUUGAACAUUUAAUAAAUGAAAUGUUAAAAAGUUGAAAAGUUAAUACAAACCAUAUUAAAGACUGUUAAAGAGGCCAAAACUGUUAGAUAAAAGAUCUGCUUCCCUACUAGAAUUCUUGCUGGUUGGCUGUGUGAAUAAAAAACAUUUUUAUAAUAGAUUCUUAGGAUCUGAUUUCACUCUGCAUCACUAGUAUUCACAGACAGCCAUGUGUACUUUUUGUUUUAUGAUGCAGUAUGAAGUACUGUGUUCAGAUAAAAAAAGUUUACCUGGAAUUUAGUCAGUUUAGGUUUAAUUCCCUAUUUGCAAGAUGUGCUGGAUGGAGAUAGAGCAACAAGUUAAAUGACACCACUAAAGGAACAAUCAGGUCCCAAAUGUGGAAUGUUGUAGAUGAUAACUAGCCUUAUUUCUUCAAAAUAUCAGUGUCAGGGGGAAAAACAGGAUGGGUGUAACUAUUCUAGAUUAAAAGUUACUUGACAGAUAUAAUAGCCAAAUGCAAUGAGUGAUUCUUGAUUGGAUCCUGGUUUGAAAAGCUAUUUGUAGAAGAAGGGGGGGCAUUAAGGAAAUUGUGGACAAGAUUUUAAACAGACAAUUUUUCUAAUUAUAUGAGCUGUGAUAAAGGUAUUGUAGUUUAUAGGGAAAAUGUGAUAUAAUUUGCAUUUGGGAGUGAAAUAAAACCAUUUUAAAAUUUGUGAGUGAA